AUGUCGGCUCCCUACUACACCCCCCAGCGGCCCUACUUCCCCUCCCCGCAACACUCCUCGUCCUCCUCGACCGCCCCGCGGCCCGGCGCGGCGGGCUCGUCGGCCCCGCCGUCCUUCACGCCCGCCAUGCGCGACCGCCAGGCCCGCGGCAAGGACCCGUACUCCCCGCGCGACAGCCCGUCGGACUCGGACCUCGAGUUCGACAGCGUGGACUCGCCGUCGCGCGGCGGCGUCGGCCGCCUGGGACACCUCGGUCCGGCACACGGCCACGGGCACUCCCACGGGGGUGCCAUGGCAGGAGGCGCGGCGGCGGGAGGUGUUGGCGACGGCGACUCGCACGAGGUCAGGCGGCAGAAGCUCUGGGCCGUGUCUGUUCUCGAGGACCCGGAGAGGUUGGCCAUGUACGCGUGUAGUCGCGGAGACAGCAUCCCCGGCACCCGCCUCUACUUCACCCGCAUGCUCUGCGGCUUCGACGAGGAGCCGGUCAUCCAGCCGGCCGACCCCCGCAAGGCCGCGCCCUCCUCGCGGCGGGACCCGCGCCGGAGGAGCGCCGGCGGCGAGCGCAUGGGUCGUCACUGA
Messenger RNA from Colletotrichum spaethianum, 579 nucleotides. RefSeq lists its product as uncharacterized. Lineage: Eukaryota; Fungi; Ascomycota; Sordariomycetes; Glomerellales; Glomerellaceae. The record is from RefSeq and is a predicted model, not a curated record. The coding region runs from base 1 to 579 and encodes 192 amino acids. The transcript is spliced from 2 exons.